Caenorhabditis elegans is the source of this 2008-nucleotide messenger RNA. RefSeq names its product Acyltransferase (gene oac-56). The transcript has 12 exons. Gene Ontology annotation, molecular function: acyltransferase activity, transferring groups other than amino-acyl groups. The record is from RefSeq and is marked reviewed. Bases 22 to 1956 code for a protein of 644 amino acids. Lineage: Eukaryota; Metazoa; Nematoda; Chromadorea; Rhabditida; Rhabditidae.
UUUAUUCCAGAUUUUACCACAAUGCGAGAAGACAUCCAAUGCCUUCGUGGUAUUGCUAUAAUCUUUGUUUUACUAUUUCACUUGAACCCUAACCUAUUUGUUAAUGGAUUUCUCGGUGUUGAUAUAUUUUUUGUGAUAUCUGGUUUUCUGAUGGCUAAAAAUUUAACAAAGGCAAAAUUAGUGAAAAUUCAUGAUUUUCUGCUGUUUUACUAUAUGAGAUUCCGUAGGAUUCUACCAAUGUAUUUUCUGGCGGUUUUCCUGAUUGUUGUAAUGACACAGUUGUGUCUUGGAGAUUUUUUGUGGAAGAAUAAUAAUCGAUAUGCGUUGGCAUCGCUGUUCAUGGUGACGAAUCAGCUGAUUAUUCAUGAUCAGGCAGAUUAUUUUAAUGAGUUUUUUGCCGCCACGUCUUCAAUAAACGGGUUCCUUCAUCUAUGGUCCCUCUCCUUGGAAAUGCAAUUUUAUCUUUUUGUUCCAAUUAUAUUUUUUGGACUACAAUUUCUGAAAAAUGACUAUCUGAAGCUAGCGACUGUCUUGAUAAUUUCAGUUUUCGGUUUCAUUGGUUUUGCCCUGAUCUUGGACAAAUUCGCGUUCAACUUCAUGUUCCUCAGAUUGUGGCAGUUUUCUGUAGGAUUUUCUGCUCUUUUUUGGAGCAAGAUUCAAGAAAAUGGAACACCUAGUAAAACUGAGAAGCCUAGCACUUUCACAUGUCCAUUGACUAAAAAUGACCUGGUUACUGUAUCCUUGUCAGCGCUAGCACUUUGUCUAUCAACUAUGGAGAUUAAAGUUUUAGUUCUAAGACCACUGGUUACUGUAGCAACUGCUGUGAUAAUUGCAUGUGAAUCGAAAAAUUUUCAGUUUCUAAAAUCCCCGACACUCGGGUAUAUUGGGGAUAUUUCAUAUGUAUUGUACCUGGUUCAUUGGCCAGUUAUUUCAAUUUUCUUGAUUUCAAACGCCAGAAGUUAUAUUUUCUGUAUCAUGAUCAUAUUCAUUUCAUCAAUUCUUCUCCAUCAUCUUUUCGAGAAACAAUACCUGAAAUUGGACAUGAAAGGAGUUUUUCCAUUAAUUUUCCUACUAAUCGCAAGUAAUGCAUAUUUUCAAUAUAGUGUCAGAAAUGACACAUUUUGGAUGAACAAUUUCACACCGGAAACUCGAGAAAUUAUCGACAAAAACCUGGUUUUGUAUACUUCGCUUUGGGAUUUGGAGCCAAAAAAGGAUAAGUGUAUCGAAAAUGACAUUGAUGUGCCUUUUCCGAAAAAUGAUCUCAAAGGUUAUUGUAGAUUUGCGCCAGGAAAAGGCAAUUUAUCAGUCAUGAUGAUUGGAAAUAGCUAUGUGCUUAACUUCAGCGAGCACAUCCGAGCUCAUUUUAACUACAACUAUUCAGAUUAUCGAUAUAUGUCAGUUAUUGCCAGUUACGGGCUUUUUUCGGACCACCGUUUGCUUUCUCAGCAGGCUUUGGAAUUUUCAAAGAAACAAGUGGAAUUGCACAAGCCCGACGUGCUUUUCAUAGUGGCAAGAUAUAUGAAUAACAUAAAAAAUCCUGUUCAAAAGGAUGAUAAGAUUGUGCAACAAAUUAAUGAAACAAUUGCACAUUAUGAAAAAUACGUGAAAAAACUAUACAUCCUGGACGCAUUCCCAGAGUUUCAUGAAAACUUUUUGAACUUAUUCCUGCACUACGCUGUAACUAGGCCAGAUGACAUGGAUGCUCUGCAUUUGAGUAAAAAGUUGGCGGACGACGAAAAGAGACCGGUGGUGAAGAGAUUCAGGCAGAUAAAAUGCAAGAAAUGCCACUUCUUCGAUCUCAGUCCCAUGUUCCUGGAAGAUGACAAGUACCUGACAUUCGAUAAAGACACAAUGUUGGCUUACGUGGAUAAUUCCGUACAUCUCACAGGCCCUGGGGUGAAAGUCUGUGAGCCUGUCUUCAAGAAAAUUGUCACGGAAAUUAUGGAUAGUUUUUAAGAUAAUUGUCUGAGUAUGAUGAUUUUAUUAUUGAAAUAAAUUAAUUUAUUGA